This is a messenger RNA of Penicillium verhagenii, 1077 nucleotides long. It is a transcript of the gene hapB, whose product is annotated as CCAAT-binding transcription factor subunit HAPB. Lineage: Eukaryota; Fungi; Ascomycota; Eurotiomycetes; Eurotiales; Aspergillaceae. Gene Ontology annotation, biological process: regulation of transcription by RNA polymerase II. Gene Ontology annotation, molecular function: RNA polymerase II cis-regulatory region sequence-specific DNA binding; DNA-binding transcription factor activity, RNA polymerase II-specific. The transcript has a single exon. The coding region runs from base 1 to 1077 and encodes 358 amino acids. The record is from RefSeq and is a predicted model, not a curated record. Gene Ontology annotation, cellular component: CCAAT-binding factor complex.
AUGGAGUACCCACCACAGUACCAACAGCCUCAUGGCCAACAUCCGCAUGCUCCGUCCCACAUAACUGGGCCUUACCAAACGGCUCCACCAAACCCUGGUUCCUCCGUUGGGUCCAUGGCAUCCCCCACCAAUGCCCAGGCACCAAUGCAACCGACACAUCCCGCCCACCAGACCUCUCCUAUCGUUCCGUCGCAACAACAUUAUCAACAGGCACAAAAUGCGCCGGGCGCCGUGCACCAACAAAUGAACUUUCCUCAGGGUUAUGGCGUGCCUGCAGGCAUGCCUCAGACAUACGGCAUUUCCCCUACUCAAGCCGCCGCGAUGGCCACUGCUGCUGCAUCUGGCCAGUUUUACCCCCUACAGCAUGAUGUGACUGGACAAAUGGCGCAAGGACCGCGAGGAUCCCCACGUAUGUCUGGAGUACAGAUGAAGCAGGAUCGGAAUCCACGAUCCCCACCUCAGAUGACGAGUCAAAUGCCUCCAAUGGGUGGUCAGGUUCAGAUGCCUCCAAACUCCCAGUUGCCACCCCGGCGGAUGAGCCACGUGGGAAGUCCUGGUGUGCAACAAGCCCAACCCGUCAUGAGCCAUGUUGGCCGGCCCUCCAUAGCCCCUCCAAUGGGUGGCCCCCAAGCGGCCGUGCAACCGCACCAACCGUCCCCUGAGAUGGUGGCCAGUAACAACCAAGAAGAGUCCCCCCUGUAUGUGAAUGCCAAGCAGUUUCACCGCAUUUUGAAGCGUCGAGUUGCUCGACAGAAGUUGGAGGAACAGCUGCGUUUGACUUCCAAAGGCCGCAAACCCUACCUCCAUGAAUCGCGACACAAUCAUGCUAUGCGCCGACCACGUGGUCCUGGUGGUCGAUUCCUGACAGCGGACGAAGUCGCUGCCAUGGACAAGAAGGUCGCAGAAGGUGAUCCGGAUCCGCUGGCUGAACUCAUGGGAAGGGAAAAUGGCCUUGCUACCAAGCGCAAAUCAAGUGAGGUCAACGAGGAUAAUGUGAAUUCGAAGAAAACCAAGGUCAUUGCCAGUGCCGACGCAAGUGAACAAGACUCCGCUGACGCAUCUGAUGAUGAUGGUUAA